AUGACCAACUCAAAGGGUCUCAGACGCGGAACGCGUUAUAUGUUCGCUCGCGACUUCCGCAAGCACGGAGUUGAACAUCUUUCCACCUACUACACCCAGUACAAGCGUGGAGAUCUUGUCGAUAUCGUCACAAAUGGAGCCUUCCAGAAGGGUAUGCCAUUCAAGGCUUAUCACGGAAGAACCGGAAGGAUUUUCAAUGUCACCAAGAGUGCUGUUGGUAUCAUUGUGAACAAAAGAGUCAGGGGAAAGAUCCUUCCAAAAAGAAUUAACAUCCGCGUUGAGCACAUCAAGCCAUCCAAGUGCCGACUCGAUUUCUUGGCCCGCGUCAAGUCGAAUGAUGAGAAAAGAAAGGCCGCCAAAGCUGCGAAACAACCAGUUCCAGCUUUGAAGAGACUUCCAGUCGAACCACGUGCUGCUCACACCGUCACUACCAAGGACAACGCCCCAGAACUCCUCGCGCCACUUCAUGCGUCGCGAUUGAUUGCAAAUCACGAGACGCCGCCUCAUACCAGCAUCGUCGUCGUUGACGACACGCCGUCUUUCAUAGACUGCCCGCAGUUUAGUAGCUCAAUCGAAACUCUUGCUGAAAUGGAGGAGAAUGAUAUUGAGAUGCCGCCUGCUGCGCGACGUGAUGAUGGUGAGGAUGACGUCGAAAUAAUUUCGAUUGGAAUUCAUUCCGACGACGAGGACAUCGAUGUCGAUGAGGAAAGAGCAGCGAAUGAGGAACAUGAAGAGUCGGAAGAAGAAGAAGAUGAUGAUGAUGGCGAUGCUCCGAAUGAUGCGAAUCCGGCGGCUGAUCCGAAUCGGAACGAUGAUGGCGAUGAAUGGGUGAGCGUUCGUUUCAAUGGACAGGAGAUUCGAUGCCGACGCGGCGAUGUGAUGAAUUUGACGCAGUCGGCGAAUUUGAGGCCGGAAGCGAUGGACAAAAACUCGGAGGAGUACAAGAAAUUUAUCAAAGGCGAAAUCAACAAGAUCAUGAUCGAGAAUGAUAAUCCCCGUCGCCAUCGAAUGGUGUAUAUCGAUUAUAAUGCGGUCGCCGAUUAUUUGGCGCUGAAUGGUGGCGGAUUGGUGGGAGAAGUGCGCCAGGAGCGAGAACGCAAAAAGGAGCACGCGAUUCGAAAUAUGAUAAAAAUGUUCAUCGCCGCGCAAAAUGAGGGUAUGCAUAAUCAACACGUCGAUAUGCUGGCUGUCGCUGAGUACAUCAACGAGAACGACGACGAUAUGAUUUCAAAAGUGCGCGACGUGAUAGCGGACCUGGAGAGAAAGCGCAAACGCCGUAAGAAGUGGACAAGGUGUACGCCGCUCGACGACGAAAUCCUGGACAAUCUGGAGGCAGAGAUUAUGGGGAAAAGGAAACUGGUGCACACGUACCGGGAAAAGCAGCGCGAAUUUGAGAAAUUGAUUGAUGAUUGGGAGAAUAGCGAAGAGAAGAAAACGCAUGAUGCGAUCACGCGAGAAGCACUCGAGAAGGUGUUUCCCGACAUGCGGAAAGAGCGCGAGGAUCGAGAGCGGCAGGCGAGAGGCGAGCGAACGCGCGGCGAGGAUCCGAACGCCGCACAGAAUCGGAAAGCUGCCGAAGAGAAGGUGAUCAAAGGACGCGCCUCUCCGCCGCCGCUUCUCACGCAUCGCGAACGAAAAGAGGAUGUUUUUGUCGAACGGCCUGGUGCGGUUAUCACCGAUAUGGCGGAUAGGCAUAGGCGAAUGAUCGAUGAAUGCUUGGCGGCGUGGUCGGACGAGGAGCGAAAAGUGUUCAAAGCGCGUCUGCCGGACCACUGUAAGAAUUUCGGCGCGAUGUCGAAGUAUUUCAUUGACAAAUCGCCGAGCGACUGUGUGCUCUUCUAUUAUCUGACCAAAAAGAAGGAGAUGUACAAGAGCACGUUUGCGAAAAAGAAGAGGAAAUUCCACAAGAGCAAGAUGCGACUUCAGCCGGCGAGCAGUCCGCCCGACGAAGAUCUCGCCCUAUUCCGAAUAAUGGUGCCGAUUGGUCCGUUUGCCGACGAGAAGAAGAUGCCGAUGUGCUUCAUGUGUUGUCAGAAUAUCGACGGCGUCGAGAUUCCCGGAUGUCAAUUGCCGCGCGAAGGAUAUGAGCUAUACGCACUCUCACCCGAAUUGAACGCCGCGAUUUGUUUUCGUUGUCGAGAGGAGACGGUCAAACUGAAAUACUUGAACCGAUGCAGCAGCGAGACGUGUAUGACGAAACGCAAGAACAAACCGUCGAAACCGUUGCCGGCGAAUCUCAAAGAGUUGACGUUGCGCGAGCGCGCGUUCGUUUUCGACAAAAUCGAGGCGUCGCGAGCGUCGCUGAAAUUUUGCGCGGCGUGCCAGAAGAAAUUUUUGAACAUUCUUCAAAAGAUCGAGGACAAUGAUCCGGAAAUUCGGGCUGAAAUCGAUCGAUAUGAGGGUCAAGUGGCUUGGACGGAUGCUGAGAUCGCCCGUCUCACCAGCAUCAUCAAUCGAUUCGGCAUCCAUAACUGGAUGGACAUCUCGAACGAGAUGGAACGACGAACGUGGAUGGAAUGCCGACGGCAAUAUCAGAAGCUGAACGGAAUGAAGCAGGACGAGGUGGACGCGAUGAACGGCGACAACGGGCGAGCGAAGGACGAGGAGAUGGAUCAGACGGUCGAUUCGCCGACGACGUCGGCCGACAAGAAGUUGGCGGACGCGAAAGAGGAGCAAGAGGAGGACGAGGAGGUUGACGAUGAGGAGGACGACGAGGAGCUUCGAGUCGAGCCGGAGCCGGAAACGACGCGAAGAGGUGUGAAGAGGCCGGCGGGCGGCUCGCCGGCGGCCCUAAUACCGCAAGACGAUGAGCCGGACGUGAUUGAGAUUGAGGAGCCACCGCAAUCGGGUCCGCUGCUUCCCGAUGAGAUUGAAAAGGUUGAGGAGGCGCCGGCGGCGCCGGCGGCGAAGCGUGUCGCCGUUGACGAUGAGCCCGGUCCAGCGCCACCGCCGGAGAUAAUCAUUGACGAGCCGGCUGAGGUGACGAUGCCUACAGCGGCGGCGACGACGACGUCGUCGUCGUCGGUUGUCAUGGGUUCGAUCACCGCCGGCACGCCGUUCCAGCGGCCGACACCAACGGAGGCGACGGCGCCGCCACCACCGCCAAUUGCAGCCCCAGCAUCAGCGCCGCCGCCGCCGGCGGCAUUAUCGCCGGACGACAUCAAUCGACAAAUCACCGAGAUCAUCAGACGCGCGAUUCCCGACUUUGGCCAACAAUUGACGGCGGCAAGUCAACAGCAAAUUGUUCAGGCGUUGUUGGCGAGCGGCAAUCCGCAAGUUCUUCAAUUGUUGCGAGUGGCGCCGACGGCGCCGGCGAUUCUGAGGCCGACGCCGAUCACACCUUCGCCGGCGCCGGCGCCGCCGAAGACCUAUCGCGCACCGCAGCCGAUUUUCGAGUUGAGCCGCAUCAAAGAGGAACUGAAAAAGAAGGAGAUCGAAGCACGUCAGGCGUUUGAUGAGGUUCAGAAGAAGACGGCGGAAUUGGCGAUUCUCGAUGCCCAAUUUCAGUUGAUGACGCAGCAGCGAGGCACGCUGCCGACGCAGAAUCGCAACACGUAUGACUAUAUGUGCCAAAAGAUUCAGUCGCACGAAUCGAAGAUUGCGAAGCUUCGCGCCGAUCGCGACGCGCUUGAAAAACGCCGAACCGAAUGCUUGAUAACUGUCCAGAAUUUCUCCGAGUUUAUUCUUCGACAUGAGGCGCAGUCAUCGCCGUCGACGUCGCAUAUUCCGAAGGUAGCGAUUUUGCGAUUUUUGAAUGACAUUCGUCGCGGACAUUGA
This is a messenger RNA of Caenorhabditis bovis, 3777 nucleotides long. Lineage: Eukaryota; Metazoa; Nematoda; Chromadorea; Rhabditida; Rhabditidae. The record is from the annotation of a GenBank genome assembly.